UCCUUACCCAUUGUACCAUUAGGUAUUCCGCGACAUCCACUUCAUUGCCUCACCACGAUGCAAAAUUUGUUACACCUAUAUAAAAGAGGGGGUCCAUUAUUCUAACGCCCGCAUUAUAAUAUCAAAAGCGGCCAGGACAGGGGGCCUUCAAAAUGAUCCGAACGGUAUUACUCAUAUCGUCGUUGUGUGGAUUGGUGAGAAGCUCGGGGGUGCAUGGCGAUGGGCUAGCACAUUUAGCGCCUGUGGGUGCUAUAGGACCUGCUCCCAUAGCUGGUGCUCCAGUAGUCACUGCUGCUAGCUCACAAUACUUUCAAAGGACCUUCAACCGUUUGAUUGUACCUCAAGUGGUAGCUCCCGUUGCACCCGUAGCUCAUGUUCCUGCCGUAGCUCCCGUAGCUCAUGUUGCUCCCGUGGCACCUCCACCUCUACAGCCAGUGAUUCCAGUUGCACCUGCACCAACAGUAUUUGUGCAACCUACACAAGAAGUUCCUGUCCCUGUGAACCCACAACCGACGCAACCAGCUCCAGUAAACCCCAAUGUAGCAAUAGCGGUUGCCACCGCCCACGCUGCCGCACCCGUCGCAACCAUAUUGCUACCGCCCUAUCCGUUCGGAUUUCCACCGAAUUUUGGCUUUAUCCCUCAAGAACAGCCAACUAGUGCACCUGAUGAGAAUAAGAAGGAACCGACAACUCCUCAGUCCACAACACAAACCGAGGCAACAACAACACCGGAGCCCGAACAAACUACACCUCUGACAUCGAGCAGCGAUGAUAAUUUUGUGCAACAAGCACUACCCUCCAAUGAAGACGUGAACUUCAAUCAGUAUGGAGUACCUUCAUCUCCAGAAAGCACUCAGUUCCCACCUAAUCAACAAUUUCCACCAAAUCAACCGCGUCCUCAGUUCCAACCGCAGCCUCGACCACAAUUCCAGCCACAACAACCUCAAGGCCAGUUUCCACAGCAGCAAUCAAGGCCACAAUUUCAGCCGCAGCAACCACAAGGACAGUUUCCGCAGCAGCGUCCACAAGGACAGUUCCCGCAGCAGCAACCACGUCCUCAAUUCCAGCCACAACAACCACAGUUCCCACAACAGAGACCUCAGGGACAGUUCCCACCACAGUUCCCGCAACAGAGGCCUCAGGGACAAUUCCCCCCUCAACAACCACACCCGCAAUAUCAACCAUUGCCACAGCCUCAGCAACCACGGCCACAAUUUAACCAUUUACCACAACCACAGCAACCUCACCCACAAUACCAGCCCCAGGCACCACAGCAUCCCCGUCCCGUGUACCAAGCACCUCAACAACCCUGGCCGCAGCAUAAAGCUAGGCCUCAAAAGCUGAAAACUUCAGUAGAAAUCGUUAAAGUUCCGUUGGCUUACGUCAGCCCUCCACCACUGCACCACACCCAUGCACACGUGAAAGUUGUGAAGCACAUCUAUUCCUAUGUACCGGCAUCGAGUGCUAAAAUCAUCGUGAGACCUGUGAGUGCAGUGAAGCGACCUGUUCGUGUGGUAAAGAUAAAGAAACUUCGUUCCCAGAAUCUGCGUGCUAAUGCUAGAGACAUCGAAGUCGCUACAUCAAGCCCGUUCCCUCGGCCCAACACCAAGCCACCUAGAGUAUAAUAAUAUUAAUUAGUCAAUUUCUACACUUGUUAAUAAAACUGCACUAUGUAAAUAAUUAUGGUUAUGAGUGAAAGAAUAUAGAUCUAUAUUUAUACUUUUGUA
Molecule: messenger RNA, 1727 nt
Organism: Spodoptera frugiperda (fall armyworm)
Lineage: Eukaryota; Metazoa; Arthropoda; Insecta; Lepidoptera; Noctuidae
Gene: CPH22
Exons: 2
Coding region: 153-1625 (490 amino acids)
Source: RefSeq, a predicted model, not a curated record